UAGUAGACGUUGCCCGUCUCCUUUUUCCGCUGUUGUUAACUGGAGCUGCAUUUCUACCUCAGAUAAGCAGUAUACGGUAUACUGCCUCCCUGUAUUCGCGUGCAGGAGACUCGGUUUGGCCGAAAAAAAAAAAAAACAGGCGAAAUCUGCAUUCAUCGAUGGCAGAGUGGCGUCAGGGCUGGCGGCUAAGCUGACGCCCACGCAAGAGCGGCAGUGUUGCGCGGAGCGCGCCAUGACGAACGCGUGCUGUUUCUGACCGUCCCACGUUCCUUCGGAGCUCCGGCGGCGUCGAGCGCGCGCGCGACAAAGAUCAUGGCGUACUAUCGUCGCGCCCAGCAAGAACUGGAGGACGACGAUCUGCGGGAAAAGUUGAGCGGAUUUGGCGAAAAGGUCGGCCCGAUCACAGACACUACGCGCGCUUUGUACCAGCGACGGCUGUCGCACCUCCAGCAAAACGGCACCAAGAGCAGCCCCGCCGCGCGAAGGAGUGGCAGUGCCUCGUCACCAACGUACAGAAAUUUGGCGACGCUAAGCUCCGACGACAGCGACUACGACUCCGGCACAGGUCAACGCAGCACGCGCCGCAGGUCUGCGGUGCCGGCGCGUAAAAAGACUCCGACGGCCCCCGAAAAGACGUCGCGCCGUUCGCUGCCCGCGACGCCGCUCGAACGGCCCACCUUGCGGAGUCGCACUGUGCACGUGUCUACUCGCGCUGAUGACUUCUCGGACACGGACAGUGAUCACGCACUGCCCUCGGGGCCGCACUACCAGCUACCGCAACAGUCGUCGCCGCUUUACACUAGAACGACGCAUUACCAGCUGCCCCAGACGACGCCGUCGUCCAACAGCAGCCUUCUGGUACACAAAUCUGACGAGGCCAGUCGGGGCAAUGGCUAUACGGCACUUGCAGAGCCCAAGCCCCGGUACCAGUGGGUCUCGUUUGUACUGGUGCUAGCUGCUGGCCUUUUCUUUGCGUUCCUGGGUGCAGCAUACAUGGGUGUACGCUACCCAUCUCAAUCAGGUCAGCUGCCUUCCGAUGCCAAGGCGCCAGGCAGGCCACGGGCGGAUGCACCUUUUAAUGUCACACUCUGUGAGAACAGCCGUGAGAAACCCUGUAUCUAUGAAAAUGAUGUGCCGGCUGCAUUAGAACUGGCUGGCAGGAUGCAGAAACUUUUGGGCCAGACUGCAGGCAAUUACGAGUGUGGACAGACACCAUACCGCUCUCUCACAGCUGCAUCCUGUCUGGAAUUUCUGCGAGCCAACAGUAUAGAGCCCAUCACUGACACUGCCUUUGGGAGCAGCCUGUUGCUGUUGUUUGAGAACCCUGCCUGGGGAAUCAAGCUCCUCGAUUCUGAUGGGCAGUUGCUGAGCACCUACACUCCAAUCACUGCUGUGUCCGCCCUGGAGGCCAACCGAGCUGUCAAAUCGUUCUGGUGCUGCCUGCGCCUCGCGAUGCACAGCUUUCUCAACCAGAUCAUUAUGGUUGUUUUUGUAAUCGUGACGUUUGCGGCACUCUACAUGUGCGCGGUGUGGUACAAGGCACGGAGGGAUCGCUGGCAGCAGCAGGUCUACAACCUUGCAGAAAAGAUCACAGCUAUUGUGAAGGAGUACGCAGAGCAGCCAACGCAGAGAACUUCCCGCACAAUGCACGGGAGACAGCUUAUCAGCCCUUCCCAACGGAAGCAGCUGAGCAGCCUGUGGCAGAGUGCGGUCACAUUCCUCGAGCGGAACGAAUCCCGCCUGCGCACGGAGCGACAGCACAUCGAGGGAGAGAGCUACCUGGUGUGGCGCUGGUUGGGCACGGCUUCCCCACCACGCUCCAAGGUGUGCAGGGAAAGGCAUUCGAAAGCCAGAGGGGGCCACGGGUGCCCCUCCGGGACGCCUUGCGUGCCAGCCACUUGCCUCAAGAUUCGCCACAUGUUCGACCCUGAAGUGGAGUACGAGGACGACUGGCCCAAGCAGAUUGAGAAUGCAAUACUAGAGAAGUGUGAAGGAAACACAGGCAUCGUACACAUACAUGUGGACACAUCAUCUAGAGAGGGCUGUGUCUAUAUGAAGUGUUCCAGCUUGGAGUCAGCAGGACAAGCAUAUCGUUCCCUGCAUGGCUCUUGGUUUGAUGGGAACCUGAUCACAGUGAAGUACCUGCGGCUGGAGCGAUACCACGAUCGCUUUCCAGAGGCACGAUACUGCCACUCUUCGCUCCGGCCCAGCAACUCGUUAAGGCUUUCAAUGGACAGCAGCCCACCCAACCCCGAGGAGGACACACUCUGAGGCACCUGGUGACUUUUAGGAUGACUGACUAAUUAUCACUCUUGCUUUGUUGCGGGCUUUGGGCACGUGGUCCAGCUCGCCUGAGUUGCACAGAGCACUCAAAAUUUAAGCUUGAUUAUAAUAAUAAAAAAUGAAAAUAAUUAA
Rhipicephalus sanguineus (brown dog tick) is the source of this 2415-nucleotide messenger RNA. Its product is annotated as inner nuclear membrane protein Man1-like. Gene Ontology annotation, molecular function: chromatin DNA binding. Gene Ontology annotation, cellular component: nuclear inner membrane. Gene Ontology annotation, biological process: negative regulation of BMP signaling pathway; nuclear envelope organization. Lineage: Eukaryota; Metazoa; Arthropoda; Arachnida; Ixodida; Ixodidae. The record is from RefSeq and is a predicted model, not a curated record.